Messenger RNA from Poecilia latipinna (sailfin molly), 4854 nucleotides. It is a transcript of the gene wdfy1, whose product is annotated as WD repeat and FYVE domain containing 1. The record is from RefSeq and is a predicted model, not a curated record. Gene Ontology annotation, cellular component: early endosome. Gene Ontology annotation, molecular function: metal ion binding; protein binding. Lineage: Eukaryota; Metazoa; Chordata; Actinopteri; Cyprinodontiformes; Poeciliidae. The transcript has 12 exons. Gene Ontology annotation, biological process: positive regulation of toll-like receptor 4 signaling pathway; positive regulation of toll-like receptor 3 signaling pathway. Bases 113 to 1345 code for a protein of 410 amino acids.
UCUUUACGGUAAUCCUGACAGGGGCUCUGGGUGUCAGCUGAUCCUCCUCUGCUGGCGAGCGAGAAGGAAAAAUCCUCUGAAGGAAAAUAGUGCUUGCUAGGUAGGUGAAACCAUGGCUGCAGAAAUUCAUUCGAGGCCCCAGACCGCUAGACCAGUCCUCCUGAACAAGAUCGAGGGACACUCGGACGCGGUUAACGCGGCCGUUUUAAUCCCGAAGGAGGAUGGAGUGAUCACGGUCAGCGAGGACAGGACCAUCCGAGUGUGGCUGAAAAGGGACAGUGGUCAGUACUGGCCAAGCAUCUACCACACAGUCUCCUCGCCUUGCUCUUGCAUGUCAUACCACCAUGACAGCAGACGCAUCUUCAUUGGUCAGGACAAUGGAGCAGUUGUGGAAUUUCUCAUCUCUGAAGAUUUCAACAAAAUGAACCACGUUAAAACAUACCCAGCCCACCAGAACCGUGUGUCGGGUAUGGUCUUCUCCUUGGAGAGCGAGUGGGUGGUGAGCACAGGCCAUGACAAGAGCGUCAGCUGGAUGUGCACCCAGAGCGGCAGCAUGCUGGGGAGACACUACUUCACCUCCUGGGCCUCCUGCCUACAAUACGAUCACGAGACGCAGCACGCCUUCAUCGGUGAUUACUCCGGACAGAUCACUUUGCUGAAAUUGGAGAAGCAGACGUACUCCACCAUCACGACUCUGAAAGGCCACGAAGGUAGUAUAGGAACCUUGUGGUGGGACCCUGUCCAGCGGCUGCUUUUUUCAGGGGCCUCAGACCACAGCAUCAUCAUGUGGGACAUCGGGGGCCGCAAAGGACGGACACUUCUCCUGCAGGGACAUCAUGAGCGUGUGCAGGCGCUGCGUUAUCUCCAGUUCACAAGGCAGCUGCUGUCGUGCUCAGCCGAUGGAGGCAUUGCAGUGUGGAACAUGGACACACAGAGAGAGGAGGCACCUCAGUGGUUAGACAGUGACUCCUGUCAGAAGUGUGAGCAGCCUUUCUUCUGGAACAUCAAGCAGAUGUGGGACACAAAGACCUUGGGACUCAGACAGCACCACUGCAGGAAGUGUGGGAAGGCUGUGUGUGGGAAAUGCAGCUCUAAACGCUCCACCUUCCCGAUCAUGGGCUUUGAGUUCCCGGUGCGAGUGUGCGACGCCUGCUUCGACACCAUCAAAGAAGAAGACCGAACACCACUGGCCACGUUCCACGAGGGGAAACACAACAUCGCCCACAUGGACAUGGACCCAUCCAGAGGCCUGAUGGUCACUUGUGGAAGCGACCGCAUUGUUAAGAUCUGGGACAUGACACAGGUGGUUGGCAGUAGCUUAGCAACAGGUUUUUCCCCUCGCUGAUUGGCCCAGCCCUCUACAUGGUACCCUCGCCUGGCUCCAGCCCUCCCCCACUCUCCCAGUGUCAUGGAAACCCCUCUGUACAGCCCACCUUGCCUUCGCGCCUGGGGUCCGCCGCUCCAGCCAGACCCGCUCUGGGUGAACGCGUGUGAGCCCCUCCACAUCUCUUCGUCUUCUUGUAACAUAUUUUGCUACCUGUCAGUCUGACUGAUUUAGACUGUUGCUCUGAUCUCAAACUGAACCCUAAGCACAAUGAAAGAUGUGUGUGUGUGUGUGUGUGUGUGUGUGUGUGUGUGUUUGUUUGUGUGCAUGUGUGUUCUGUUCUCUCCUGGGGGAGGAAUGGUAUUGCUAUUAGUGUUUACACUGAAUAUAUCCGAUGCUUUUUUUUUUUUUUUUUAUGUUUGCACCGUAACGCUAGUUCACCAUUGCCGACCUGCCAUAGCUGUAAAUAUGAGCUCCUGCUACCUGCUUAAUCCCAGGCUACUUUAAAGAAAUAUUCACCUGUAAAUUCUUCUCCUUUCUGCGUGUAGUGGAUGCUUAAAACGUUUUCUGAUUUCUUUUUCACUAGCUGGCCUUAAGUCACUAUCUCAGGAGCUUUUCCCAUCAGUAAGUCAUCACCGGUUGGGCUUGGAUGAUGUCAGUCGUAACGGUUCCUACACUUUAAUCUGAAGAAAGUUACUAAAAUGGCCUCCUGAUGGGGUGAGGAUCGUCUGUGAUGUAGUUGUCAGACGUUUGCUAGGCAGCAGCUAACCCACUCUCUACCUUUUGGGAGGUUGAUGAUUGGUUUCUGUAGUAACCAGCGAAGUCAGUAUAAGCAUCGGGUUGCAGGUCUGCGCUCAAGCUUGUGCGAUUACCUUCAGAGAUCAUGAUUUUUCAGUUUAGGAUGUAAAUUUUUCUCACAGGCGGAGGUGAAUUUGACAAACGGCACACUGAGGUUCUGGAUGAGUAGUCCAGACUAAAUGUAGCCCCAGCUGCUGAGAUGUUGACUUGUUCCUGGUCACAUCUGGAUUCCUGUAAAGGCCUUAAAAAUAAAGAAGACCCACUAAAAGCCUUCUGAGCAGUUCUUCAGCUCGUACGACUGUUCAUUUUCAUCAGCUCGUACGACUGUUCAUUUUCACCAUCCCUCCUCAGUUGUUCCCUCUUCACACACAUUUGUGCAUCAGAAAUGUCUCUUUGCACUGAAUUGCACAAGUCAAUCUUUGUUUUGUUUUUGUUUUGUUUUUUUUCCCCCAUUUGUACGUGUGGAUGCAGGAGUGCAGCUUUCCUGUGAAUAGCAGCUGGAAUCAUCUAAUCUUAGACUAAAGCUUGCCUUAUUUGUAAGUGGAAGACGAUGAGAAACAUUCUGCUGGAGUGGAUUCGUAUUCCAAUUUUUGGGAUCAUUAGUGUAUAUUUACAUUUGCAGUAAAAUAGAAUAUGUGUAAUCUCUGCAGGUUCUGUUUUCUGUGCCCAUAUGACAUCUUGAUUCCCGUGUUAAAACCGAUUCCUCCCUCACUUCCAAAGCGCAUCAUGCAGACUCGGUGUAAAGAUGAGCCACGUUAUCAAAUCCUGUCAGCUGUUUCAUGUGAACAUGGAUGGGAUGGUUUUGUUAAUAAAGUGACAGCAGAAACUUGAUCAGUGAAUGCUUAGGUGUUUUGUGUUAUUAUGAUUUAGUUAUCCUGACACUCCAGUGUUUUUUGUUUGUUUGAUUUGUUCUUUUACUUUUAUUUUUAAAAUGUUAAACUAGCAGAUCAUAUGUAUGCUUUUCAUCCCAUUGGUGGAUAUUGGGAGUUCAAGGUUGAGACAUGUCUUAAAACUAAUUUGCAUGAUGUAUUUAUUAUUGUAUCCACUGUUUGUAGUAAGGUGGCAGGUACCAAUUUUAAUGCGGUCUAAAAUUGAGAAGAUUAUUUUUUUUCUUCUUCUUUGAGCAUACUAAUGGACAAGUUUUCCCUCAAAGUUACAGUAGGUCGUAUCUUAUCUGCUGGGUUCUUCAUUUAAUAUAAAUCAGAUGGUCCCGGUUAAAGCUAAUAGUUUGUUCAAGAGUUCAUGACAUGAAACAUCUUGAAAUACUCAGAUCUCAAAAACACCAGUUUUGUUUUUGCGAAGGCUGCAUGCCAAACCUUUUUAAACCUUCAUAAUGUUUGCUUUGGGAGUUAUUCAUACAGAAACUGAUGAUCGGAUCAUCAUUAAAAGGUUCAUGGGGGUAGAAACCCCAAUGAUGUUCCUGUUUGAAACGUAUUCAGACAAGUAGUUGCAGUGUAUCUGACCAGAGUCGGUGACGGAUGAAAUAAAAUUCUGUAGCUAUAUGUUAUAUAUUCUUAUACAGAAGUGAAUUUUUGUAAACAUGACAUUCAGGAAAUUGGAGAUGUUUAGAGAUGGUAGAAGUCUGGUCCUUGUUCCUCUCUGACUAGCCAUUAUCUUCAGCCUCUGAGAGCAACUAAUCAGGAUUAAGAUUAAAUGAGUAUGGCAAGAGAGUUUCAUACUGCAGGUAAGAUAUUAUUUAUUAAUAACCUAUCAACAAGACCUCACUUCAAAGUCCUUCAGCUCCCCUUCAAAGGAAACUGAUGACUUCCACCUGUUGAACCCUUUUAUCUGUCUGCCACAUGCUGAAGGGGAAUUGCAUCAAGUUCAUCAGAGCUUUUCAUAAAGACAUCACUGUGCUACUAAAAAAAAAAAAAAAAUAUAUAUAUAUAUAUAUAUAUAUAAAUAAAGACACAGACAUCCACAGAACAGUCAGUGGAGUUUAUAAAUGGUGAACCUGUGGCUGUGAAGUUGAAAGAACUCUAAGAGAUCCAUCUUCAAGUAGAAACUAAGAUCUACAGUUUAAUCUGCCUCACAUUAGUCAUUUCAUCCAUUAUUAAUCAUUGCAUUGACUGAGGUAGACUUAAAACGAUCCUCCACGUCUUAAAGACUCUUGGUGUGUCUAAGCUCUUUUCACGCACGCAGAGAAUCUGUAUUCAGAACUCGUGAAAGGAUCUUUUAGCUCAUUUCACGAAGCAUCAGAAGAGGCUCCUCAUGGAGCACAAUGGAGGAUCAUUAGCAAAUCUACGGUACAAUCUGGAGCCUGAAAAGCCUCUUUCCGUCAUUACUUAUCGGGUCCUUGGCAGAUGUGUGGGAUGCUGAAGGACUGAUCGAUGCCGAGAUUUGCUGUUUGCGGAAAUAGCUCAAGGAAUAGAUAUUGAGAUUGCUCGUGUGUCUCAGGAAGGAAGCAGUGGAUUUAGUCGUGUUAUCAGGAGUUUAUGUCCUCUGUCACAUAACGGAACAGUCACCUCUCUCAUCAUCUUUAGUCUGGCGCAAGAAUCAUUUUAUCCUUUCUCUUUUUUCCCCCUCCACAAUUCAUAAAAUGUAACAUAAUUCUCUCUUGAAGCUACUUGUGAUACUUGCCAUUCCAACAAGGUUGUUAAUGUACAUCUGCAAAUAACUAUUUUUAAAUGCUUUUGUUGAUAUUUCAGAACUGACUUGGGUCUCCAUGUGCCCUCAAAGCAGAGCACUGAAGAGUAUAAACCACACUUAAUAAAGAUAUUUGAUAUGUUUGA